AAAAAAAUAAUAAUAAAAAAAAGAAGGAGAUCAACAACAACACAAACAGAUGCACUCAGCCUUCUAUAUAGGGUACGCAAAAUUAAGAUAGAGAUGUACAUAUAACUCUUAUCAAGGCCAAGUCCCUCAAUCAAACACUUUUGUUGUGUAUAUAUAUAUAUAUAUGGCAGAAUCAACACCACUCCUCACUCACUCCGACCACUUACCGGAGUCAAAAUGGCCUUGCUCCCUCGACGAGACGAUUGAAAGGUGCAUCGGAAACUUCAAUUGGGUUCAGUUAUUGCAAGCAGUCAUUGUGUCAUUUGCUUGGGUCUUUGACGCACAGCAAACCUUCAUCAGUGUCUUCACGGAUGCCGAACCAUCAUGGCACUGUACUGGCAGUGGAUCAUCCUGUAGCUCAAUCUCUGAUAUUUGUCAACUCUCCAAGAACUCAUGGUCUUGGGACUUCCCAGCACACACAUCAACUAUAUCGGAAUGGGGCCUUGAGUGUGCCAGCUCUCUUGUCAAAGGCUUACCGGCUUCCUCUUUCUUCGCCGGUUGUCUUUUCGGUGGACUGCUUCUUGCGACGCUGGCUGAUUCUUCACUCGGCCGGAAAAACAUGCUCUUGUUGUCAUGUCUGAUGAUGUCUCUGUCUUCUCUGUUUACUGUCUUCUCCACCAAUAUAUGGAUGUACUCUGUUUUAAGAUUUGUCAAUGGAUUCGGCCAAGCUACAAUUGGGACAUGUGCGCUCGUGUUAUCGACGGAGCUCGUCGGUAAACGGUGGCGAGGUCAGGUGGGUGUUAUUGGUUUCUUCUGUUUCACGUUAGGAUUCCUGUCAUUACCGGCUAUGGCUUAUAUAAACAGGGGAUCUUCAUGGAGGACUCUGUAUCUAUGGAGCUCUGUACCCACGAUUUUCUAUUGUAUUCUAGUUCGAUUAUUGGUUCACGAGUCACCCAGAUGGCUUUUUGUUCGUGGACGCAAGGAGGAGGCGGCGGCAACGCUCAAAAGUAUGGCGGCUACUCGCGAUGAUAUCGCAACUAUGAGCUUCUCAAACGUGAAGUUGGAACAGGGGACAUCCGAUGCUGAUCUGUUCUCGGCUGUUAAGAUCCUCCUAGAGAAAAGAUGGGCCUUUCAGAGGCUAUCAGCAGUUAUGUUCACCGGAUUCGGGAUCGGAAUGGUAUAUUACGGCAUGCCACUUGGUCUCGGAAAUCUGCAAUUCGAUCUGUAUUUGAGUGUAACAUUCAAUGCCUUAUCAGAGCUACCUGCGUCCCUGAUCACAUUUUUCCUCAUCGGACAACUGAGCAGAAAAUGGUCAUUGCUCGGAUUCACAAUCUUGAGCGGAAUCUGUAGCAUUCUGUGCGUUGUUAUGGGGAAAGUGUCCGGAAAUCUGCAGGUGGCAUUGGAGUUAAUCUCUUUCUUCAGCGCAUGCUCUGCUUUCAACAUGGAAUUGAUAUACACAAUUGAGCUGUUUCCGACGUGCGUGAGGAACUCAGCCAUAUCAAUGGUGAGGCAGGCACUGGUGCUGGGCGGGGUUUUCAGUCCGGUGCUGGUGGCCGCCGGACGGUCAAACGGGUUCAUGUCAUACGGGGUUUUUGGUGUGGUAGUGGGAUUGUGUGGGCUGACUGUGCUAGGUUUGCCGGAGACGAGAGGAGGGACACUGUCGGAUACAAUUGAUGAAGAAGAGAACAAAGAGACGGCUGCAGCAGUCUUGGUUUGAUUAAUUAAAAGCUGUUGUGUUCU
Messenger RNA from Rubroshorea leprosula, 1719 nucleotides. The record is from the annotation of a GenBank genome assembly. Lineage: Eukaryota; Viridiplantae; Streptophyta; Magnoliopsida; Malvales; Dipterocarpaceae.